AUGAACCGGAAAAUAGAACAGCAAACUCAAGAUGAAAUACGCUUUUGUUCACCUGGCAAGCAUCAGUCCAAAGUAAGUGACGUCAAUGUCAGACAUACUUGUGGGACCGAAGGCCAGUUCAAGUUCAGAGGUCGCACAAGUUUCUUUUGGAUGCAAAGUUGUGGAUCCAACAGUCGGAUUCCUAUCGUCUCUGCGAUCGAUAGUUGUCUGGAUCGUACCAGUCAUGAUCGGUUCAUAGGUACCCGGUAUAUGAUGUUGGGUGUCGGCGCCAUGGAUGAAACUGGAAUACGCAAACCAUGUUCGAAAUCAGCCACGAGCUCACCGAAAAGAACGAUUAGUCCAGAGGUUCGGAACUUGCAGGUACGUCGUGGAUUUCAUCUGCCAACCGUGGAAGCAAACCUACAGAUACUGCGCUCCCCCAGGUCGGAUGAAAGUACAACAGACUGUCUCCCUAGUAGCGCAUCCACCCCGACCACUUGGGGUCGAUCAUCGGUCGAUGAGCGAGUCGCACCUGCAGCGUACUUUAACCUGAAUGCACCCCCAGAUGAAUUCCCCGCUUCGCCCAACUCUUCUUCUGGUUACGGUUCUAAAGCCCCAUCGAUGGGGGUACGAACACCAAUAUUGUCCUCCAGCCGCAAGAUUGUACAAAUCGCCGCUGGAGCACCCGACACUCAACCUCAAAAAUCAGAAUCUCUAUUCAGUGGAAUUCGGGCUGCAUUUAGCCGCUGGCUGGACAAUAUUCGGUCGAAGAACCCGAAAGCUACGCUUAGUCGUCGUCCACCGACUGAGGCGGCUGGGAACAGUAAAUCGAACGACGAUUCACGGAGAACCACGUUGUCUCAAAGUUAUCCGACAAGGGAUUUGACGAGUCGGCGUGCCCCAAACGUCCCCGCUCCACUGAAAAUAGCUGCCUCAUGUGAGUUAGAGCGCGAAUUUACUGACCAGAAGGUGCGUGGUUCGAACCCGACCUCUGGACUUCUCCUGUCUAGGCUUAGGCAACCUGGCAGUAUCCCAUCCCUCGUGUUUCCUUCGGGUGGCACGACAGUUAGGCACCGGAAGGGUACUACAGCUGAUCGAUUAUCAACCAGCGUAACCAUAGGUUGCGGCCAAAUCACAGAAAACAUGAAACCGAAUUCGCCCACAUCGUGUGCAUCCAAUGACUGCCAAGAUGUAUACCUAGCUGCAGGCGAACGCACAACACAACAGAAGGAAGUAUAUGGCGAGGUGCCAAAGGAACCAGAGCAUUUUGUGGAUACCAUGGCGAUGACUGGAUGGUCCACGCUAACAACAGAAGAAUUUGAGAAGCUCGCUAAAGCAGUCGCUGCGGCGACCACACGUGAAGCACAAAUAGAAGCUGCGGAGAAACAAAGACGGGAAGCUGCCGCUCGGACUUCUGUGAAACUCGUUGCAUGCGACCAGAGCUGGAACUUGCACCCGUCUGGUCGGACGUCUGAAGUUACGACUGUUCAAGAUUCUGUGAUUGAGUCAGGAUUCUGUAAAGAACAGAACAUAAAGGAACACUCUUCGAUUGUAGACCAUUUGGAAAGCUCCUACAGUGUCGUAGAACCUGCGUUCGCAUGUAACUGCAUCCAUAAAAGCACCCUCCUUGGGCAAAGGUUUUCCGGAUCUGACCUUCAGUCAACUUCCGGCCUAUACCAAAGCCGUAGCAAAUGUACGCAAUAUGAAUCAUGCAUGAUAUUAUGCCCUGUUUGCCAAAAUGGAUCUGAACCAGUCCGAGAAUUGCAAGCAAGUUGUUGUACGGAAAACCUAGAGCGCCGUCUGUGUACAAACGUGAGCCAAACUGGAAGCGGAUCUGAUGAAUCUGGUAAUGACUGCAAACGGCUCUCCCGUUCACGGCGUGGCACACUCAAGCAUAAAUCAAGGAGUAAGAAAUUCGACUCCAGCAAGAGGUACAGCGUCGCGGCGCCUGAAGUGAUCCAACUAGACAGGAAAACAAGCGGUUCCCAGCUAGGCUUGCGUAUGUCGCGUCACCGCUCGCUAUCGCGCCCCACCCGAUCAAUAUCCUGCCUGCCGGAACUGGUCGUAUGGAGUGACUCGAGUUUUUGUGGAACAGCCAUUACACUGUCUCUACACAGGUUCAACAGAUUUUGUGACUUAUAUUCACCCAUAUGCCGGGUGUGUAUUGCACUACUCAUUAGGUUGCUGAAAAUUCGCCAACAGCCCAAGACCGGUUUCACCCUUCUUGGGGCUCAUCAGAAUGUAUCUAAGCGAAUGAAUGUGCCGCCUCAUGUUUCAGUUGCCACGAUAUUCGAGAUAUCGCAGUAUAUUUUCAUAAAGAAAACUACUCACAAGGUUGCUGAGAACUCUUCGACAACCCACCAACGGUUUUGCCCUGCUUCGGGAUCAUCACUACUGAAAGAACUCCAUCGUUUAUACACUACUCAUGAGGUUGCUGAAAACUCUUCGACAGCCCAUGGCCGGUUUCGCCCUUCUAUUUCGGACCCAUCAGGUAGGCACAAUCCUCGAGUUUCCGUUAGCUUUAUGCUCUACGUGAACCCAAAAUGGACCGAUUUCGACGAAUGCACUCAUUCGAAAAUCAAUUUGGUUAUCACGGGAGACUCAAGUAAAUCUCUCAUUGAUGAUGUUCUUCAACUGAAUGUGGUACACACAGUUCGCAUCAUAUUUCAAUUCGUACGAUAUUCGAGAUAUCGCAGGCAAGAGUUGAUGAGUGAUUGUCGGUUUUUGACGGAACGCAGCUCACAAUAUUUAUUAGAUCUACAAAAGGAUAUUAGAUGGCUCAGUGGUGAGAUGACUCAGUGGUUAGAGCCCAAAUUUACCAACCAGAAGGUCCAUGGUUCGAACCCGACCUCCACCUCUCGACUUGCCUUGUCUAGCUUUGGGCAACUUGGCGGUAUCCUAGCCCUCGUGCUCCUUUCGGAUGGCAUGGCAGACACUCCGUCCAAGACCAAGGGUGGCAUCCACAGCUUUGAAAGUGGUCACUGGUGGUUGAAAACGGAAUGGUGGAAGGAGCUACGAGUUCACAUAUGGACAGUGGGGAAUGAUGGCCAGAUGGCCCAGCGAUUAGAGCGCGAAUUUACUGACGGGAAUCCGACCUCUGAACCUCAACUUCUCCUGUCUAGGUUUGGGUAA
Opisthorchis viverrini is the source of this 3111-nucleotide messenger RNA. RefSeq lists its product as hypothetical. The record is from RefSeq and is a predicted model, not a curated record. NCBI's taxonomy places the organism in Eukaryota, Metazoa, Platyhelminthes, Trematoda, Opisthorchiida, Opisthorchiidae. The coding region runs from base 1 to 3111 and encodes 1036 amino acids. The transcript has 11 exons.